Messenger RNA from Ruditapes philippinarum (Manila clam), 1953 nucleotides. RefSeq lists its product as uncharacterized. The record is from RefSeq and is a predicted model, not a curated record. NCBI's taxonomy places the organism in Eukaryota, Metazoa, Mollusca, Bivalvia, Venerida, Veneridae. The transcript has 4 exons. The coding region runs from base 1 to 792 and encodes 263 amino acids.
AUGAAAUGUGUAAACCGUACCAUCCCAAAACUACUCAUGCCAGAACAAGACCUGGCCUCAUCUUCACCGUCAAAUGCAUAUAAAUUUUCAACUGUAUAUGCACGUGGAAUAAGAUUGUUUAAGAAUUUUUUGUGCAAUCCCAAACAGAUUCCAGCUGGAGUUGGAGAAAAAACAGCUCUGAAGAGACUAUUAAAUACACUGAUCGAUAUAGAAUCAAUCAAAAGCUGUUUGAAGCAAGCUCAUUCCAAAACAGACUGUGACUGGACACUGGUACUUACACAACAUCUGUUGAGGAAUCUUGCUGUGAACCAGUCUUUCCUUGUCGACGAUCAUUACGGAGCAGGAAGUGAUAGUUGCUCAUGUUGUAAACAAACAAUUUGUGGAAAGUUUGGAGACACAAGCAUAGGUUGCAAAAGUAUAUGGCAUGGUUACAUUGACCUGAUAUUAGGAUCAGAAGUUCCUGUUGUGACUGUCAAUGAAGAAUCAAUGACAGGAAACCAGUUAGCAGAUGAGGUUAGAUCUGUGAGCAAAUUUCCAUCCAAGCGUAGAGAGCAAAUAAUUGCACAGACCAUCGUGUUCUCUUUUCUGCAGAAAAAGGAAGAAAACAGUUAUGAGAAUUACCUAAUUCCAUGCGUAGGAGUGGUUAAAAAUUAUGUUUCUUUUUUCAUGUACGACUGUGAGAAUGACAUCUUGCUUGAAAGUGCGCAGAUUAAACUGAUGAGUGUUCAAGGUGGUGACAUUUUGGAGACAGGUGUGUUGGCACUAAAAAAACUAAACACAACAUAUGAUUGACACAGGAUUUAAAGCAGAGUUUCCUAAACAUGCUGGAAAAGAGUUUGAAACUUACAAAAAGAAUGUACAGUUUGGUUGUGGCUUAGGGGAAGAUAAAAAGGAUAAUUAUGUAUGUACCUGAUGAAAUUGAUUACAUAAACUUGCAUUAACCUUUGAUCCAAGUUUUCAGCUGUAAUCACUUUGAUGCUGUAGCCACCGGGAUAAAACAGUUUGCAAAAAGUUGCUAAUGACUUAUGCAGUUAGUCCUAAAAUCAACUUGUGACUUUAAGAGAUGUCUGAUAUUAUUAUGCCCCCACAAAGUGGGAGCAUAUAGCGUUGCACUUGUCCGUCCGUACGUCCGUCCGUACGUACGUCCUGAAAUCUUGUGAACGCAACUCCUCUUAAACCGGAUGGCAGAUUUUGCUUAAACUUCCAGGGAUGAACAACCUUAAUGUGUAGAUGGUAGUAAAGGAGGGAAUUUUUGCUGCGACCAAAUUUAACAGAAUUAUGGCCCUUUGUUGAUUUUUCACUAAUUAUACCAUACAGAAAUUUUGUGAACGCAACUCCUCUUAAACCGGAUGGCAGAUUUUGCUUAAACUUCUAGGGAUGAACAACCUUAAUGUGUAGAUGGCAGUAAAGGAAGGAAUUUUCGCUGCUACCAAAUUUAACAGAAUUAUGGCCCUUUGUUGAUUUUUUCACUAUAUACAUUUACUAUGUAGAAAUUUUAUGAACGCAACUCCUCUUAAACCAGAUGGCAGAUUUUGCUGAAACUUCCAGGGAUGAACAACCUUAAUGUGUAGAUGGUAGUAAAGGAAGGAAUUUUUGCUGCGACCAAAUUUAACAGAAUAAUGGCCCUUUGUUGAUUUGUUCACUAUAUACCAUAUAUAUGUUGUCAGUGGGGGACACAGUUCUUGUUUUGAAAUUUAGAUUUGCUCUGAAAAAAUUGUUCAGGUUGGUAAUAUAGCACUACUGAUUGUUAUACAAGAAAAAAAAAUGAAUAUGAAAGUGCUUUGAAUCUCUCCAAAGUAUACAUUCAGAAGUUGAAGAAAAAGUCACUUUACAUUCUCACAAAAAAGUGGACAACAAGACUAACUUAUGCAUGUACUUAUAACAUAAAGAUUAUUUCCUUUUUACUAUAAAAAUGUUGAUGCAUAUAGAAAUAAUAAUGAACAAAUCCAAGAA